Molecule: messenger RNA, 1032 nt
Organism: Manduca sexta (tobacco hornworm)
Lineage: Eukaryota; Metazoa; Arthropoda; Insecta; Lepidoptera; Sphingidae
Product: zinc finger protein 771-like
Exons: 6
Coding region: 1-1032 (343 amino acids)
Biological process (GO): regulation of DNA-templated transcription
Molecular function (GO): RNA polymerase II cis-regulatory region sequence-specific DNA binding; DNA-binding transcription factor activity, RNA polymerase II-specific
Source: RefSeq, a predicted model, not a curated record
AUGAAGGUACCCACACACCCACACACCCACACACCCACACACCCACACCAGCGCGCGCACGCGGGCGAGCGGCCGCACGCGUGCGCGGAGUGCGGGUCGCGGUUCGGCGCGGCGGGCGCGCUCGCGGCGCACCGCGCGCUCCACCACGAGCGCCGCGCGCGCCUCGCCUGCUGCCUCUGCGCGCGCUCCUUCACGCACCGCAGCGGACUCAACAAGCACAUGAAGCGCGCGCACGCGGGCGAGCGGCCGCACGCGUGCGCGGAGUGCGGGUCGCGGUUCGGCGCGGCGGGCGCGCUCGCGGCGCACCGCGCGCUCCACCACGAGCGCCGCGCGCGCCUCGCCUGCCGCCUCUGCGCGCGCUCCUUCACGCACCGCAGCGGACUCAACAAGCACAUGAAGCGCGCGCACGCGGGCGAGCGGCCGCACGCGUGCGCGGAGUGCGGGUCGCGGUUCGGCGCGGCGGGCGCGCUCGCGGCGCACCGCGCGCUCAGCGCCGCGCGCGCCUCGCCUGCCGCCUCUCGCGCGCACGCGGGCGAGCGGCCGCACGCGUGCGCGGAGUGCGGGUCGCGGUUCGGCGCGGCGGGCGCGCUCGCGGCGCACCGCGCGCUCCACCACGAGCGCCGCGCGCGCCUCGCCUGCCGCCUCUGCGCGCGCUCCUUCACGCACCGCAGCGGACUCAACAAGCACAUGAAGCGCGCGCACGCGGGCGAGCGGCCGCACGCGUGCGCGGAGUGCGGGUCGCGGUUCGGCGCGGCGGGCGCGCUCGCGGCGCACCGCGCGCUCCACCACGAGCGCCGCGCGCGCCUCGCCUGCCGCCUCUGCGCGCGCUCCUUCACGCACCGCAGCGGACUCAACAAGCACAUGAAGGCUCACCUCAACAUACGUCCACACAAAUGUACAAUAUGUGACAAAGGCUUCAUUAAUCCCUGCGACCGCAAAUUGCAUAUAAAAUACGUCCAUAAUAAAGUUCCAUGGCCGAAAAAGGACAGAAGCAAACGGAAAAACACUGAAAAGGCGGCCCAAUACACAUAA